CUGCUGCAGAAUAUAAUUUACCAUGUUUAGGCUCUGUUUCUGAUGAACACACUGCAAUUACUAAUUAUAUGAAUCAAAUAAUUAAAAUUUCAUUGGUUGACAUAAAAAAAAUAAAUGAACCUGAAGAGUCAAUAGAGUCUGAAGAAGAAGAUAUUGUGGAUUUGGAAAUUAUACAAAAAGUCAUUGAUACAAUGGGAAUAGGUAUUCAUCGUAGUGCAAAAGACAUUUUAUGUUAUAUUAUUCCACAGUUGCAGAAACAGCAAAUAUUAAAAUCAUCAGAUCCAACUAUUCAUCUACAUGUUUCUGGUGAUGAACAGAAUGUAGGAAGGAAAAUUAAACAUGUCAUGGUGACAUUUAUGAUCUUAAACCAUGAGGAUAAACAUCAUCAUGCAGAUUAUCAUUAUACUAUAGCAUUAUAUCCAGGCACUGAAAAAUAUGAUCUGCUUAAAUUUAUGUUAAAUCCUUUUCUUGAUGAGUUACGAUCACUCAAAAAUGAUGGAUUAAAAAUAUCUGGAGUUUUAUGGAAAUUUGAGUUAUAUUUUAGUGCAGAUUGGAAAUUUUUGGCUAUUUGUCUUGGAUUAAAUGGUCCUACUGCUAAUUAUUUUUGCCCUUGGUGUCUAUGUUCAAAACAUCAACAUG
Entrophospora candida is the source of this 639-nucleotide messenger RNA. The record is from the annotation of a GenBank genome assembly. NCBI's taxonomy places the organism in Eukaryota, Fungi, Glomeromycota, Glomeromycetes, Entrophosporales, Entrophosporaceae.